CACCACUACCGCGCCCAUCGUAACUUGAUAGCCUUCACUACUUCACUACCUCCACCCGACUCCUGUGUCAUCGUGCAAGUCACUGCCUCUAUCUCGCCCCGUAUACCAUCAAACUAAUACCUCCGUUUGUGUCGCAAUACUUCUUCCAGUAAUAGCUUAAAGCAGCCUGGCCACGCAUUGAGGCUGAGCUUCCGCCGUCACGCAUCAGGCCACACAUGCGCACACCCCACCACAUCAUGAACUUCGACCCAUGGUAGAUCCUCCAGGCGCGCACCUUGCACUACACCAUCCCCGAACAUGGCUCGGCCCAACCCUCCACCAGGCCAACAGCAGCAACAGCCCGUCUCCUUCAAGACUAUCCCGGGCCGCCAUCGCACCCAGAAAUGGCAGCAAGCCAAGACAUAUAACUACGAUGGCGAUGACUGGGGCGGCUUUGAUCCGUACGACGAGUAUGCUGGGUACGAAGACGAACAGCCAGCACCCCCAAUGCCUUCACAUGUGCACCGGCAGAACAGCUUCGAUACGGGCGAUGAGAAGAGGCAGUUUAGCGGUGCAUCCACGUUGCCGCCGGUUGUGGAGCAGGAAGACCAAAGGCAGAGGGGAAGGAACUUUACCAACCCGGACUUCGCGCCUCCGCCUCUGAACACACGCGCCAGUCCUGCGCCGCCAGUACACAGAGAGGUCCAGACGGCUGGAACUGCGAAUUCGCCGAGGGCGCCUGCGCAUAAUACUGUAAUUGCGCCGCCCGUCGCGAGUGGAUCACGCAACAUGGAUAAGCCGCUGCCAUUCAUCCGGCCUAGUGAAAUAUACAAGCGCAUGGCGGAGGAGAAGGAGAGGGAGCGGCAGAGUAUGGACUCUAGUCGACCCAGCAUGGAUUCGAUACAAAGAGACGCUCUUGCUCCUGGCUCCACGUCACCGCCAGUUGGUGGUGGAUUGGGUGUGCCCAGAAACACAGACACUCCGGCGUCAUCUAUAGAUCGACGACCGAGUCUAGGGCCCGUCAUGGAGCACGCAGAGACUUACGAGGAGGACACACAACACGAGCAAUCACCGCUUGGCCUGGCACAGCCACAGCGUCCGGGAGCGGCGAGGACGGAGAGUGUGCCGCAGGAUCUCGGACACGAGCCUGAGUAUCAGCCACUCUCGACGCUGCCGGUAACGAAUAGCUUCGGUGAGCCAACGGAGAAGCAAACGAGUCCUGUGCUACCGCCUGUAAGCCGCGUCUCAGGUUUCGGUAGCGAUUUCCUGCACGGCGUAACUUCGAAGCUAGCAGAGAGCGAUGAGCCGGAACGCGAGCCGCAAGCCACACCUGUUUCGCCACAACAAAGUCGCUUUCAGAGCACCAUUGAACGCGUUAUGAACGCGCCAGUGCUCAAUACCGGUGCUACACCUCACCCUCCUGCGCUGAAUACUGGCUCAUCAUCCACAACUGCUCGGUCGCCGGCCUCCAACUUGCAGCAUACACCCAGCACCGGCUUCCGCUCGGUGGUAAACACAGCGUUCGACUUCGAUACCAAGAUGUCUCAAGACACCCCGCCUUCUCGGGAUAACUCAGAAUCCGACGACCAUGGAGCCAGCGGCACAAUUAGCCGCAGCGAUACCACGGCCACUGAUACCACGGCCGGUAUAAGUCCAAUCAUGAGCCGUGUUCCUUUCGCCGCCGCGGAAGAGGCAUCGCCUUUGACGCAGAUGACGGCGCCGAGGCCGAGACCGCUCUCCGGCUUUGAACAGCCAUCACCGUCACCGGGACUUAGCACGCCACAUCGUAUUCCGCGCAAGCCAUCACCUAGCCACAGUCGCAACGUCAGCGUCGAAACUGCGCACGCCUCACCUUCAGUCGUCCAGCCGGGUUACAGGAGGAGUCUAGACCCACCUUCCCAUGAUAACUCGCCCGCGCGGACUCCGGGGUUGGAGGACAGCUCGAGUAGAAGGGUAAGUCAAGCAAUGGCUGCCGAGGUCGAAACCCCGAUGGUGGAGGAUGGCGCCCGCACGGCGGAAGCUCCUGACGUCGCAGACCAAGCUGCUGAGGUACCCAUGCCGCACCUCGAGCCUGUCAAUGAUGAGCCAGCUGCCCCCGCACCGCACCACGCGUCAGGGAAAGCUUUCCCACACAUCGAUCUGCCAACAACCGGCCGCGCACGUAGCGGCACAGACUAUAGCGUGCGCGAAGCCGACCUCGCACACAGCGUCAAUGCUUCUCCGGACAAAGCUUCCUUCUCCCCUCCCGUCGCCGAAGCAUCUGCUGCAACCCAACAACUCUUCUUACAAACCCACUCUUCCGCCGCCUCCCCCGUGACGCCCCGCCCAGUCUCACCCGGCAUAGCGCGUGUCGGCACCGACGGCAGCCAACGGCCCGAAAGCCCUGGUAAAGUCGGCCGUGUGCGGGAGAUCGCGGAGAAUUAUAACAACCUCGACGACGCCUCCAGACGCAACUCGGUCGUUAGUAGUAAGUCCAGCUGGAGCCAGUUCCGGGCAAACGGGAGUGAGGAAAAUCUGGCGCUGAAGAAACGAGGGACGGGUGGGAGUGGCAGUUUGCUCGCUGCCGAGCCUGAGCCUGAGCGUGAGCUGGAGCGAGAGCGGCGAGAGGAAGGCGCGGAUGAGGAUCUGUUCCCGCAGUACGAGCAGAGUCGCGAACGAAGUCUGUCUGUGUCGAGGCCUGCGCCGCUGGAGAGUCAGCCUAGUUUUCGACCGCACUUGCCGGGUGAGUGGGUCAGUUAUGCGCCCACACCGGCGGGUGAGCAGCCGCCCGCUAUGGCAGAUGAGGGUGAAGUAGGAGGCGAUGUUGGAGAGAAGCGUGAGGGCUCUGCCCUGCUUACGCCGCGUGGCGAACAACCUCCUGCCGCGCCCGCGCCCGCAACUGCACAAGAGGAAGAACCCGUUGACUUCACACCCACGCGUCGUCCGACCCAGCAUCGUCAAUUCGAUAGCCCGAGUCAGCAGCAUGCUGCUCACCCUGACCCAGCAGCGACUGCGGAUGAAGAAGAAGAGCCCAUCGACUUCACACCCACAUCCCGCACAAUUCAACACCGGUCAACCGACUCGUCAAGCGAAGAACAACAACAACAUCCCGCCGUCUCCGCCCUGAAUCAAGUCAAAGACGCGGGCGCCGCGCUCGGCGCCAGCCUCACCGCCAUGACCGGCCUCAACUCACACGCACGUGACUUUGGCUCCUCCGGGCCGGAUUCGGAAGUCAAGCAGCCCGAGUUGGCCACUGCUGCUAAGGCGGCUUACGGUGCUGUAGAGAGGUUUCUGAAGCCCGAGAGGCCCGAAUUGAGGAGGGAUGAGAGUGCGGCUACGGAUGUGAGUGUCGUUAGUGUGGAGUCUGCGCCACCGACACCGCCGGCUAAGGAUGCCCCGUUGUUUGGGCCUGAGGCGCCGCUUUAUGGGCCUCAGCCGCCGCCGCCGGGAGUGGAUGGGAACGCGAAUCAAAGUCGGCCUGUAAGCAACUAUUUUGGAGGGGAGAGGGGUAGUACGGAUGUGAAUGGAAGUCGACCCGCAAGCAACUAUUUCGGUGCUACGGUCUCGCCCUUAAAGACCAACAAGGUGGCGGAGAGGGAUUAUGCUAUGCCUGCGGAGGAGGAGACUCAAUCACGACCUGCCUUUCUGCCACAUCUCAGCACCGAUACAGGCGCCGGUGACACCGAGAGCGACCGCUUGAGGAAGGAGAUCGUCCGGAGUCUGGACUCGGAGAAGCGGGCCGAUAUCAAGCGGCAGAGCAUUCUCGAGGAUGCGGAGAGGACGCAAGAUGCGCUUGACGCGCCUGAUAAUGAGAGGAAGGUUGCGGCUGGACUGCGGCCGGAGCCCGCUGCUGAAGUCAAGGAUGCGGAGAAGAGCAAGUCGCUGCCUAUGAUGCUUGAUCAGCGCUUUAGCUUUGAGAAGAGAGGGCAGGGACAGCAUGUGCUUUCGCCGGGGUUAGGUGGGCCGCCGCCUGUUAUUGCGGAACCGGAAACGGAGCCGCAGAGCCCGGAGGUCAAGCCGGAGGCGCCGUAUGAGCGGCCGAAGAGCAAGCAGUUGCAUGUUAUGAAUGCGGACGAGGAGGAUGACGAGGAACAGGAUGAUGAAGAGGAGGUUGUAGCGACGCACAGACGGCAACAAUCGCAGCGGAGUCUUGUGAGCCCUAUCUCGGCAAUAUCCAGGGACGAUGAGGAUUUGUCGCAGUUGAGUGAGACAUGGGGGGAGCAUGGAUUUCAGCAUCGGGCUCCUUCACCCAUGGUCGACGAGUACGAUCGUGAUGCGGAAAGGGCGAGGCAGGCUUCGGUUGAUACGGAGUCCACGCGUCUACCCUCUUACUACCAAUCCGACACCGCUGCUGGUAUCCAUGUUCCAUCCGUUGAUGCGCCACCACCGCAGAUACCCGAGAAAGACAACACAAUAGUAUCUUCUUCGCCUCUGACCCCUUCCGGUUCGACCGCUGCUGCCAAACGCAGCUCUGCUCCCGGACAGCGCGUGCCCCCUUUCCGCGAGAUCCUUGCCAUCAAGGCCACGUCCGAGCGGAUACAGGCGUAUAACGAAACGCGGCAGACGUUUGCGGAGAUGGACACGGGACUGAAUGACUGGUUGAAGGGGAUGAUGGAGCGGCAUCCGGAGCUCGCCAACAGUUCCCUCACGCCGGUCAAGAGCAACGCUCUGACUACCUCUGGCACUUUCCGUCAUCGACAUAGUCCCAGUCUCUUGAAGUUUGGGAAGCAGUUCGGCAGCGUCAGCGGACCCUCGUCGUCUCCCGCACUCGGUGAUCCUGCGGACGGGGAGCGGAAGGGUAGCUUAGACGACGUCACGGCUUUACCUAUGACCCCGAGCCGAGACGCUUCGGGCGGACCGAAGAUGGUGGAUCGGGAGAAGAUGCAGCAGAAGGGGAAGGAGUUUAUAAAGAGUGCGGGAAUGUUCGGUGGGAAGGCGCAGGCGGGAGCCAAAGGGUUCUUUCAGCGAGGGAAGACCCGGUUUGGGGGUCGGAGGGAGAGCGGAGGUGGUGCUGGUGGCGAUGCGAAGGUAUGAUGACUUCUUUCUCCUGUUUCCUGACAUGACAUCUUGGAGGACGGAGGUCGGAGUUGGGAAUGGCCAGAUCGUCUGCUGAAUGUGCUUUGCGUUUUCGGCAGGCAUGACCACACCCAACACCUUUCCGUAACGGGAUGCUUCUUAGCCGCCGUUCGUGGCGAGUACCCCUAGCGAGGCGCAAAAGCGG
This is a messenger RNA of Baudoinia panamericana UAMH 10762, 5179 nucleotides long. RefSeq lists its product as uncharacterized. Bases 298 to 4992 code for a protein of 1564 amino acids. The transcript has a single exon. Lineage: Eukaryota; Fungi; Ascomycota; Dothideomycetes; Mycosphaerellales; Teratosphaeriaceae. The record is from RefSeq and is a predicted model, not a curated record.